Molecule: messenger RNA, 372 nt
Organism: Candida tropicalis MYA-3404
Lineage: Eukaryota; Fungi; Ascomycota; Pichiomycetes; Serinales; Debaryomycetaceae
Exons: 1
Coding region: 1-372 (123 amino acids)
Source: RefSeq, a predicted model, not a curated record
AUGGCACAACUAACGUUCUUAAGAGCAUCAUACACCAAAAUAGAUCACUAUCAGUGUCAUCUCAUGGUCUUUGCAAGUAACUUGGGUAUUGUCAUUGUUGGUGUCUAUUCCACUAUGAAAUGUCGUUUGCACCCUUUGUCGCAAGUUGAAUGCUGCGUGUCGCAUCUAUCAUGUCGCGCAUAUCAUGUCGGAUGUACCAUGUCGCAUCUAUCAUGUCGCGUAUCUCGUGUCGCAUCUAUCAUGUCGCGUAUCUCGUGUCGCAUCUAUCAUGUCGCAUCAACCAUGUCGCAUCAACCAUGUCGCUGGUUUCUACGACAUGUGUAUCCAUGCGACACAUAUGACAGGCGACACAAUUUGUAUGCGACAUUUUAA